AAGGACAUGGGAUGCAAGAAUGUGCACACCAUGGGAAAGAACGACGCCGCUAUCAAUAACCUGUGUGCCGUGUUAGCUGCACUGGGCACCGUUGCCACUCUCUAUCAGAUGGGAUCUAUGUCGUUGGGCAUCAACAAGAAGGGCAAGGAUUAA
Sphaeroforma arctica JP610 is the source of this 153-nucleotide messenger RNA. RefSeq lists its product as hypothetical. NCBI's taxonomy places the organism in Eukaryota, Ichthyosporea, Ichthyophonida. The record is from RefSeq and is a predicted model, not a curated record. The transcript has a single exon. The annotation marks the transcript as partial.